UUUCACUGGUCAAUCGUUCAGUUCCAUACGGAAAAUUGCAUUUAUUUAACGUAUUUAUUAUCAAAACUGAAUGUUACUUACAAGUUUACCUACAAGUUUAUUCGAACCUUCUCAAUUUGCAAGUCAAAUCUUUAUACAAGAAUUUGCUUGAUUGAUACGUAUAAUUGAAUUAUUUUGGUGCAAUAAUGAUUUUAAAAUUUGCAUUAAUAGUAUCAUUUACAAUAUUGGAAGUUACUAGUGCAACAUUCGAAGAGGAUGUUACUUUGACUCUUGAACAGAAAAUAUUGCUGGACGAGUUUAAAGAAAGGGUAGUUCCCGAUAUUACAAAAAGCUACAUGAAAGCGGAGCUUUAUCUCGUAAAAUGGCUCAGAUCAAGUCGUUUUGACCUAGAUUUAGCUGUAGAGAGGUUCCGUCAGAAUUUGCAAUGGCGGAAAGACCAGAGCAUGGAUACGAUUCACUCCGAGGACUGGUCAGACAUGUGGAAUGACGAUAUUCGAUAUUACGUCGACGGAAGAGAUAAAUUAGGACGCCCAUAUGCCUUAAUCGAAAUGAGACAUAUCGACAUACGUAAACUCGUCUUGACUGGAAAGGGCGAAAGAUAUCUGCGUUACUUGGAUAAAGGCGUUGAUGACGCCUGCCAGCUCGUGCACGAAGUGAGCCAACGUUACGGAAAUGUCUCACGUGGAAACCUUCUCAUUAAUUUGGAUGGACUCAAUGUCGCACAACAUGGCUGCGUCCGAUGCAUUCCAUACUUGAUAAGGGCACUUAUCUCAUUCCUUGACCAUCAACCGGAAUGCUUGGAUAAAACAAUUCUAGUAAAUGCACCGGCGUUUAUCGAGCAAUACUUUAACCUCGCAGUGUCCCUCGUGCCUAAGGAAAUCAUGGGUAAUCUUCUCAUCUUGGGGACAAACUGGAAUGUGUGGAAGCCCGAGCUGUUGAAAUACUUUGACCCCGACCAGUUGCCAAGAUCACUCGGGGGACGAAAAUAUUUGAGGGAAUGGAGGACUAGGAAAUAUUUACAGUAGAUUUUUUUUAAGAGUGUGAUUUUUCGUAUACAAGUGCAUAUAUGCCUGCAAAGCAUGAAGCGAACGGGAAAACACUUGUUACAUACACACAUGUCAAUGUGCCCGAAAUUUGACCUAGGUGUUUAUAUUUUUUUGCUAGUUGUGAAUGUUACAAAGUAGACAUAAUAUGUAUGUGUCUUAUUCUACGAAUUUAUGAUUAUCAAUAAUUUGUAAUCAUUCACGAGUGUGCAAGGGCUGUUGGCUAUUAA
Molecule: messenger RNA, 1273 nt
Organism: Folsomia candida
Lineage: Eukaryota; Metazoa; Arthropoda; Collembola; Entomobryomorpha; Isotomidae
Product: SEC14 cytosolic factor
Exons: 7
Coding region: 186-1025 (279 amino acids)
Cellular component (GO): cytoplasm
Source: RefSeq, a predicted model, not a curated record